This is a messenger RNA of Macrosiphum euphorbiae (potato aphid), 246 nucleotides long. The record is from the annotation of a GenBank genome assembly. NCBI's taxonomy places the organism in Eukaryota, Metazoa, Arthropoda, Insecta, Hemiptera, Aphididae.
AUGGGUGGAUGUACGGCAGUAAACUGUUCGAAUUCCCGUACGAAAGGUUUUCGUUUAUUCCGUUUUCCAAAAGAUGAAUCCAGAAGAAAAAUUUGGCUUCAAAAUUGUCUCCGGGACCAAUGGGUACCUACAAAUUCGUCAGAGUUGUGUGAAAUUCAUUUUGAGGAAAGUCAAUUCGAACAGCAUCGUCAAGAUGGCAUAAAAAAACUAAAACCAAAUGCAAUUCCGACAUUAUUUAAUCAUUAA